GGGGUUGGAUGAAUGGAUGGAGCGGAGCGGAAUGGAAUUCUGCGGUCUUAAAGAAGCUCUGCAGUUCCUGUCCGCUGUGCCACCAUGCUGUUCUGUACCUAUAGCCAGAAACAAGUCAAAUACACCCUUGGCCAGGUUCGAGAUGGAUGGCACCCAAGGGCAAAACCCUGGGAGAGCCCUCUACUGCAUCCGGUGAGAGAUUGUUCACAACAAAAGAAUUUGCUGAGUCUGCUUAGAAGGGAGGUGGACUCUGUCCCCUGCACCUUCACAGGCUUUGUGGUUAACAGAGGGAGCUGCUGCCUGUUUUACUGCAGGAGGGAGAGCAGGACAUCCACUGGCUGUUCCCAACCAAAGGACUGCAAACAGGAUGGCACACACGUCACCUUCUGGCUUUUAGCCUAGCCUGGUCACUAGGUGUAUAUCCAGCCACUCUCUCAGUCCUGCUCCUCUGCAAGACAAGGGGAGGAGAUAGGAGGAAAAAUAAGCAUCAAGGCUCAGGAUAAAAGCCAAAUCUGCUGACAGAAGCAAUGAAAAAAUCAAUUAUCCUAUAAAGCACAGCACUGCCACGAAGAGAGUGAUCUCCAUCCCAUCCAGACCCCGUAUGUCCCUCAUACUCCAGCUCUGGGUGCAGGAGCACAAAGAGCAGACCAUGGAACAGGUUUUGUUCACCUCAUUGACACCUUCUAUCGCUAAGUACAUCUCCGCCAAGUCCUGCACUGGCUGUUUAUAGACCUGGUGACCAGAAAUGAAUUUGGUCCUUUCUGGCACUCUGCCUUCAUUGCCCUAGUGCCAAGAAGGACUGGAGAUCUCCUGUACACAGAAUUAAAAAUGUUAUUUUUUCAACCUUCUUGAACUUGACCUGCUGUCUGGUACGUAGGUGUCUAAAGUUCUGGCAACAAAGGGUUUGGUGAGCAACAGCUCCACGUGGAUCAAACCCCAACCAUCAGCCUUCUGCUCUCCAAACUGAAGAGCUCCAGAUGCAGCCUCUGCUUCAUGGCAGUGUCACUUCAGUUGCCUCUCCUUGUGCUUUGUUUCAGCCAUUUGGUGCUGGGCUGUAUUGAGGGUGUUUGUAUGCAGGUUGUAGCCUGAUUUGGGGGGCUGCAGCCUCUUGCUCUUGCACUGAUACCUUUCCCUUGGUGUGAUGUUCCCACGUCACCAGUUCCUAUGAAAUAGGUCCUGGGGCAGGGGGCAGAAAAGAUGGAGCAUACCUAUCCCAUGUAGGCACAGCAACACGUAUUAUCAUUUUGUCAAAAAGCACUGCUGAAAUGUAUUUAAACCUACAGCACAGAAAUCCAGUAUUCAGAAGUACAGCCCCGAAGGUUAAUACGGAACGCUCCAGCAAACAGCCCUGCUGACAGAGAUGCUGCUUCUCAGGGAGAGGAAGGAGGAAAACUACAGCUCCCAGCAGUCUACCCGGGUGCCUGAGGAAGGGCAGGGUUCACCUUUGCACCCGCAGCAGAGGAUUCAGAGUGUAUUCAGGGAAAGGACUCUUCAGCCAGCCCCAGGGCGAGGGCAAGCCCCAAGGCCAUUGCUGGCCACCUCGCUGCUUCUAGUCGCCUCCCUGACUGGCUGCAGCCCUGCCUGGUCUACAGGCAUUCAGCUGCAGUUCCUGAGGCCGAGGCGGGAUGGUGGCCCUGCCAGGGGUAGGACUUGGUCAGCCACCCCAUCAGGGGGGAGACGAAUCCCUGGACAAGCAAAGGAGAAAGUGAAGCAAAACAGUGCUAGGACUCCAGGGAGAAAAGAAAUGGAAGAGAAUUCAAGUGUGGGUCUGUCCGGAGCUGGGCCAGCCCAAGAGGAGGUGGAGAGCACAGCCAAGCAUCCUGUACACCAAGAACCUCCCCAAGAACCUCCUGAGCACCAAGUGACCAGCACGUGGCCUGAGACUUCCUGCACACCAGAGGAGGACUCUUUAGUGUGUAAUCCACCAGCUGCUCAUGGGGGAGAGGUGACUCUGACAGAGUUAGAUAACCCCACAGUGGAGUCUCCUCAGGAGACUCAAGUUCCUCAGGAAACUGAAGUAUCACUGGAAGAAUCUGGGGAGACAAAAGAUGAUGCGUCAGAAAGAUCUCAGGAAGAAAAUGACUUGGACAGAGCCAGGCUGAUGCAAAACGAAAUGGACUGUGCACAUGGACACAGCCAUGGCCUCCAGGAAGCCCAGGAGGACCAGGAGACAAGCAGGCAGUGUGAAAGCUCCGACACAGCAGAGGAAGAUGCUUUACCAAGAAGCAAGUCAUUGAGCUCUGACAGCAAAAUGACACGUUCAGAUCUGAACGCCCCAGAAGAUGUCACCAAGGACCUCUUGGCACAGCAGAGCUCCAGUGCUGCUCUCCUAGACCAGGAGGCAGGAGAGCACACAGAGCAAAUGACACUGGAGAGUGACUACUCAGGCAUGUUAAGGAGCAGGCAUGGGACUAAAGGACAUGCAGCCCCACAGCCAGAGGCUCAGCGUUGCUUGCAGAACAUCACUGCUCAGAGUGCAGAACAGGAGAAACCUACAGAGUCCCUCUUAGUGAAAGGUGAGGAAAAGAAGCUUCCCUUGUGCAUUACUCAUCGACCAGAAGGCCCCGAUCCUCCAGGAACAAGACUUGUCGUUCUGGGCCUCGUAUUUCUUGGCUUCUGCAUAUUCUGCUUCGGCAACCCAACCGCCAAGUCCCAGCCAGCCCCCAGGAACCCCACGGUGGAGGCCUUCCUGUCCCAGUUCAACCAGCUGCAGGACAGCUUUCCAGGGCAGAGUCCCGACCUGUGGCUUCGCAGUCGCAAAUUCCUGCAGAAACACCUCAACACAUCGCAGCACACGCAGCCGGCCAUCAUCAUCUUCACAGCCGCCCGCAAAGGCGAGCGGACCUUACGAUGCCUCAGCACCCGUGUAGCUGACACCUAUUCUGCCGCCCUGCGCGCCAGCACAGUGCAGAUCGAUGGCAAGGAUAAAUCCGGGCUCCAGAGCGACCAGGCCAAGCUGGAGGUGGACUCAGAGCUCAGCUCAGCUUUCCAGGCUGGGGACCGUGCUGCGGUGAUACACCGCUUCGAGCUGCUGCCAGCGGGUGCCACCCUCAUCUUCUACAAGUACUGUGACCACGAGAGCGCUGCUUUUAAGGACGUGGCCCUGCUGCUGACCGUGCUGCUGGAGGAGGAGAUGCUUGAGACACACAUCAGACUCCAACAGGUGGAAGAGAGGGUUCGUGACUUCCUCUGGGCCAAGUUCACCAGCGCCAGGACUCCCAGCUCCUAUGACCACAUGGACUCUGACAAACUGAGCGGGCUGUGGAGCCGCAUCUCCCACCUGGUCCUACCGAUCCACCCAGUGCAGAACAUCGAGAAGGGGGGCUGCCACACCAAACCCUAAGGGCACAGGCCACCAGAGCCCCAGGAAGGGUUGGAAAGCCAGCCUCGGGGUAGGUGGAGACACAAACGAAUGAAGAACUCACUUUGUUUAACACAGUACACCAGUACUGUUUCCCUACAAUUUUUUUUUUUUUCCCUGUACCUUCCUGGAAGAGUCCAACAGGUACAAACUGAUCCAGGCCUCCUGGCCAACUGAAGGUAAUAAUAGACUGUAUGCUUCCUUCUGAGAGGUGGGAAAAGCUGAUAUUUUAAUUGCACAGGAGCACAUUACAAUGUGGGGAUGCAGGAGGGAAAAAAACCUGCGUGUUGCAGGAAGUAGAACAAAGCAAGGUAAAACUCACUAAGCCCAACAUUUGGAAGUCAUGCUUCAAAAAGAAAAUAGGUUUGUUACUCAAGAGUUUGACCAGCCAGUCCUGGUACAGCUCCACUGACUGAUUUACACCUAAAGACCAGAUCCUAAAUUCAGAAUUUGUGCAAACAAAUCUGCAAUCCAGAAAUUCCUCAAACACCAAUGACAAAGAAUGUUAAGCUAUCAGCACUUAAACACUACACAGAACAGGGAAUCCUAUGGAGUGGCCGUUCUGAAAGAGAACAAGGAAACACAAAACACUUUGUUGUCACUUUGAUGGUGUGAAGCCCUGAGGCAACGGAAUUAAUAAUAUGAUUUAACUUAAUGCUACCUCUUAAAAAGUUCACUCUUGAUCCAUUUACCACCAUGAGGCUACAAGAAUCUCUUUGGGCAGAUGCAUCAGCUUUGGUCCUACAUGAUUCCUCUUCACCCAGAUCUGAUGGAAGCCAUCAGAAGUGUUUCUACAUCAUUUGUCUGCACAGAGGGGAGCCCUCAGGGUCAGGACACGAGCAAGCUGACAAAAAACCUCUGUGAGCCAUUCCAUGGCUUUUCCAGGGCCCCUGGAAAAGCCCCCCUUCAUGGAGAUUGAGAGUGUUUGGAGCCCAGCAGUUCCCUGCCUUGCUCUCCCUUGUUCUGCCUGCCUCUCCCCAGCUUUUAUCGAUGAAUGUAGAUGUUAACACUGAUACUUAUUUCAAGCCAUGUGAGGCAGCACACCAGGUCCUUGCCACCAAAAGUACAUUUGCCUUCCUGCCAGGCAGGUGGUACUCUGGCUAAUGUCAGAGCAACGAGGAGCAGAGCUGAUACUGAGUGUUCAAGGACAAAACCUCUGGCAUUAACACCCCAAAUCCUUAUCUAAGCAGGAUGGAUUCUUACCGUGCCUCCUCUUCUGCACCCCAGGAAGAGAAAUCCAGGUCCUGUACACUCUACGGUGCUCCUACACACUGAGUUGCUGCAGGAGUGCUGGGGCAGAGCUGCUAACUCAGGAAACACCUGGGGGCAGGCACAGGUUGAAGUAUCUAUUACUGCCCAGCAGCCAGCCCCAGGUGUCAGCCCCUUGUGCCUACAAUCAUGCCUACUGGAGAUGGAGAAGCUGGAGCAAAGCACGUCUUGCUUUUGUAUGGACAACAGAGACUGAAGCCUUGCAGAGGCAGAGACUACACCUGAGCAAGACACAAAUCAAGGACAGUGUGCUGUUUUUACAAGCAGUCCACCCAAGUGCUUCAGACCCCCGUGCUGGCCUAUGGUACCUUGCUGAUCUGCUCCACUGGUGGCUCAGCCAUUCACCCAGUGCCUGAAAUCACCACCUGAAUCUUCAUCCUCCCACCACGUGCCUUGCCUCUCCUGGGAGAUCUGUGGCCAUUGACUUGGAGGAAGGGACAAAGAGAAGGAAAAGGAGAGGGAUGCAGUUUGAACCAAAGAGCACAGAUUUGAUUUCUUUACAAUGCUGGUCACGUGAAGAUGAGAUCCAGGAGUGCUGCACCACUUUAUCCACUGUCCCAGACUUACUGACGUUUAUCCCCUGUGGCCAACAGGGAGCUGAGUUACCCUCGCAGCGUUAGCCAGGGAUUAGACAUGAAGCAUCCUGUUGCAGAGGUUUUAACCAUGCCAAACACAACUAGGCACGCUACAGCCCAGCAUCAGCAGAGCAGCUCCAGGCAUGGUUUUAUACAAGAUAUGGGCAAGAUGCUGGUUGCUUCCUCCUCUUCCUCCUUUUUACUGUUGUCCACUAUUUUGGUAACAAAAAACACUGUUUCUGCUCUUCGUGGUUAAGUAUUGGCGCUGAUGUAAGAAUUGGUGUAGCAUUAAUCGUGUUCAUAUUUUGAGAGAAAUCAGUAUUUUAAAGUUAUCUCGCUACCAGUUUUAUAUACCGUGUGCAUAAUGCAUGGUCAGGGUAUGCAGUGGCAACUUCAUGCUGCUUGGGUACCUCGCUGUAAGCAUCAUCCAGCAAAGCUGUUCUAAUACAUCUUUAUGACCUUUUAAAGAAAAAAAAAACAACAAACCCACAAACCCUGCUUGCUUCUGAAACAAGACCUCUAUUUAAAAAUAAAUGAGAUUGUGAAAGAGA
Messenger RNA from Phasianus colchicus (ring-necked pheasant), 5756 nucleotides. RefSeq lists its product as uncharacterized. NCBI's taxonomy places the organism in Eukaryota, Metazoa, Chordata, Aves, Galliformes, Phasianidae. Gene Ontology annotation, biological process: membrane organization. Gene Ontology annotation, molecular function: ATPase activator activity. Gene Ontology annotation, cellular component: membrane. The record is from RefSeq and is a predicted model, not a curated record.